This is a messenger RNA of Ilex paraguariensis (yerba mate), 456 nucleotides long. The record is from the annotation of a GenBank genome assembly. NCBI's taxonomy places the organism in Eukaryota, Viridiplantae, Streptophyta, Magnoliopsida, Aquifoliales, Aquifoliaceae.
AUGGCAACUCUUCCUUUCACUACAUCUCCUCCCUUCACCCUCGCCCCACCCAAAAAGCAAAGCAACCUCCCUGCUGCUGCCACAAAGCUAAAUAUCCCACGGUCACGGCCGAGCUUGAACUGCCGCUUAUCGGGCAUUGUCCGGUCAUACAAAGUGCUAAUUGAACACCAAGGUAAAACCACUGAGCUAGAGGUUGAGCCUGAUGAGACAAUUCUGUCCAAGGCAUUGGACACUGGCUUGUCUGUGCCACAUGAUUGCAAGCUUGGGGUGUGCAUGACUUGCCCGGCUCGCCUUCUUAAUGGAACAGUUGAUCAGAGUGAAGGUAUGCUUAGUGAUGAUGUUGUGGAGCGUGGCUAUACCUUACUAUGUGUAUCGUACCCUCAAUCGGAUUGUCACAUUCGGACUAUCCCGGAGGAUGAGCUUCUUUCGCUGCAAUUAGCCACUGCCAAUGACUAA